Molecule: messenger RNA, 2022 nt
Organism: Podarcis muralis (Common wall lizard)
Lineage: Eukaryota; Metazoa; Chordata; Lepidosauria; Squamata; Lacertidae
Source: RefSeq, a predicted model, not a curated record
AUGGACAGGGCCAUUCCACCCAUCAGGCAAGGUGAGCCUUAUUUUCUGACUGCUACAGAAGAAAACAUGAUUAAAAAUAAGAAGCUCGUCAAUGCAGCAUUAAGGAGACGGGACAUUCAGGAGUUUUUUAACUUAACAGGAUAUACUGAGAUGCAGGUCGAAAUUUCUGCGAUAAGCCUGGUCGCAACUGAAACGACGUUCUUGUUCUUUGGAAACAUUGCUGGGGCCCUUGCUGUUGGCUGGUUGGUGGAGAGAUUUGGCAGGAAAGGUGCGUUAGUGAUAACUAACUUUUUAAGCAUUACCUCUACUGUGGUAUUGCUUUUUUCGCGUAAGUUUAGAUUCUAUGGAUGCAUCCUCUUCACCUUCUUCUAUAGUGGAAUAUGUUCAGGAAUAACCUUCGGUGUUGUCCCACUGUAUCUUCUUGAGAUUUCCCCUAAAAGCCUGAGGGGAGGCAUAACCAUGAUGCAUCAUCUGUUUUCUUCUCUCGGUUAUCUGUUGUUUGAGAUACUUGCUCUUCAGCAACUUCUUGGGGACCCACGAGGUAUCCCAAUUCUGGCAACCUUUCCUGUAAUCAUGCCAGUACUUCAGAGUUUCAUGCUGCCCUACCUUCCUGAAAGUCCUAGGUAUCUUUUCAUCCAGAGGAAGGAUGUAGAGAGUGCAAGACAAGCACUGAAGAAGCUAAGAGAAAGGGAUGAUGUGGAGGAUGAGAUUCAAGAGCUGAAGCUAGAGGACAUCACUGAGAAGCAAGAAAAGAAUAUGAAUCCUCUAAAACUGCUGAGGACCCCAAGCCUACGACGAGAAGUGUUCCCCAUAGUUGCCUUGAUUGGUGGAGAACACCUCAAUGCCCUCAAUUCGGCAUACUAUUACUCACAAAGAAUCUACCUGGCUAUGGGAGUAGAAACAGAUAACAUCCAGCUGACUGUUAUAGGCGGAAUUGUUUUUUAUUGUUGUGCAACCGCAUUUACGGCCUAUCUCGCUGAUUCCAAGGGGCACAGGUUGAUGCUUCUCAUUGGCUUUGGAAUGAGUAUCAUUUCCUGUGUUCUGUUAACCCUGAGCCUGGAACUACAGGCCACCUUCCCAGAAAUGGUGUAUUUCAGCUCAGUUGUUGACCUCUUGUUCAUCUUUGGAGAAGGCUUAGGAACAGGUCCUAUUCCACCUGUAAUUGUGAUGGAGUUGUUUCUUCAGUCAUCUCGGUCAUCAGCCCUUGUGAUCGCAGGAAUAGUGCAUUGGUUAACAAGCUAUCUUGCAGACAUGACAACCAUUUAUGCGGAGGCAUAUAUUGGAGCCUUCAUUUUCCUUCUUUUCUGGCCUAUCUCUGUAGCCACAAUUUUUUAUAUCUUCCGGUAUGUCCCAGAAACGAAAAACAGGACCUUUGUGGGUAUCAGGAGACGCACAGCAUUGAAAAAGGCCGUGAAGAUCCACAUCCAGAAGCAGGCGGAAAAGUAGAAACUCAGGAAGCACCCCUUUUGGCAGAUUGUUUGUUUGUCUAUUAAAUAGAUUUUUAAGACUAAUGGAAGGAUUCCAAAAGAGUAGUUACUGUUAUCCUUCAACUCUUUAUGCCCAGUUGGCUAAAUUUCAAUAGUAGCAACUUCCCUCCUGGGCUGAAGACAAGACCUUCUUUUCUCAUCCCACUCCACCCCAGUUUCCUGGCUUUUUUGUGAAAGCGGGAAUAUUUCAAGAAAACAACAGACAUACGCCUCAUCGGUUGCUACCCUUCUAGACCUCUGCAGUUGUUUGUGAAUAUUGUGUGGCUGAUAUUUGGGCUGGGCUGAACUAGAUGCACCUCUGGAAUUGGCUGCAGCUCAGUUUUAUUUAUUUGUUACUGAUAUGCAGCAAUGGCAGCUUAGGAAACAGAGGCCUGUUAAGUCUGAGUCGAUUCCUGUAAGGAGAGAUGGAGAAGUGCGUAACUCAUGCUGGGGAUAACUUCUCAGGAAUGACCCUCCCGAAAUUAUUGGACUAAUACAUAUCUGCUGAACUCAGCAUAGUCAAAAUUCAUGGGAGAUGGGAGUUGGGGGUCCAACA